This is a messenger RNA of Myotis lucifugus (little brown bat), 1591 nucleotides long. It is a transcript of the gene IL24, whose product is annotated as interleukin 24. Bases 254 to 1102 code for a protein of 282 amino acids. The transcript has 6 exons. Lineage: Eukaryota; Metazoa; Chordata; Mammalia; Chiroptera; Vespertilionidae. The record is from RefSeq and is a predicted model, not a curated record.
GAUGCGGGAAUUCCUGAGUGCUUGGCUUUGAGCAGCUGACUGCCGCCUCCCUGGGAAUGGGGGUUGGGAUGGCGGUGCCAACUCUUUCACUGAGUAUGGAAGGAUAAGAUCUAACCGUGGAUGGGGUGCCGCCUCUUCUGAUUUAACACCAAGAAGAAUUUAGGCCGGAUGGGAGGAAAAGCAGGAGGGGUAUGAGGCCCAGAGAUGAAUUUUCCAGAGAGGCUUUGAAGUCUGUGGAGUUUGAGAGAACAGAAUGGAGUUUGCGAAAGAGCCGAGGGCGAUGCUGAAGCUCAGACUUGCGUGGCGGAGGAUACUGGGCGCUGGUCUUGGGUCCCACUACCCUGCCCAUAUGUUGGCAGUCGUUCCAGUGACGGGUCUUCUCCCAUCUUCCUGCCCAGCCGUGGGGUGGAAGACUGAGUUUCUUCAGGCUGGCGAGGCAGAGCCAAGGAGCGUUAUUUCUGGGUGUACCGGUCCUGGGCCAGAAGGCCGACCUCAGCGGCCUGUCUCCCUUCCUCCCAGCAGCAUCCUCCCCGUCCUUCCUCUGCUGCAGAUGGGCUCUCCAAUGCAGAAGACUGCCCUCCCCUGCCUGAGUCUCAUCCUGCUUAUCUGGAGCCAGGGUCCCGGGGCCCAAGGCCAAGAAUUCCAAUUUGGGCCCUGCCGCGUGGAGGGGGUAGUUUUCCAGGAACUGUGGGAGGCCUCCCGGGCAGUGAAGGACAUUGUGCAAGCUCAGGAUAACAUCAUGAGUGUCCAGCUGCUGCGCAGGGAGGUUCUGCAGAACGUCUCGGGCGCUGAGAGCUGCUACCUCCUCCGUGCCCUGCUGAACUUCUACCUGAAUACCGUGUUCAGAAACUACCACAAGAAGGCAGCUGAACUCAGGAUCCUGAAGUCAUUCUCCACCCUGGCCAACAAUUUCAUUGUCAUCCUGUCGAAACUGCAGCCCAGCCAGGAAAAUGAGAUGUUUCCCAUCCGAGAGAGUGCGCGCAGGCGGUUUCUGCUGUUCCAGGCAGCGUUUAAGCAGUUGGACAUAGAAGCAGCGCAGACCAAAGCCUUUGGAGAAGUGGACAUUCUCCUGACCUGGAUGCAGAAAUUCUACCAGCUCUAACUUCCCAGACCGGAACGCCCUCCUCGCCCUCCCUGUCAUUUCCAGAGUGUCCCUCCCCGUGAUGUUCCCACUCUGAACUGCGGGUCCCAUUCUUGGUCCAGGCGUAUCCCCAAAGACUUCAUUCUUUAAGUGACCCUAACAACAGCCAUGGAAGUCUCCCUCAGAUGCUGUGAAGAAGCUACAAAGCAGGCUCCUAUAUUUAUUACAUCUCUAUUUAAUUCCUGUCAGUGUUUUAUAUAUUUAUAUUUAUAUGUAAAUAUAAAUAUAUAUUUAUUUGUUAUAUAAAUAUAUAAUCAUAUAUUUAAUAUAUAUUAAAUAUAUAUAAAUAUAUAUUUAUAUAACAUAACUAUAUUAUGUUAUAUAUUUAUUUGUUUGACUAUGAUCUGUGAAGACACCAGAGACAAUGCCCCAUGCUUCUCUUUUAUCCUCCAUGAUCCUUGGAACCAUGUGGGGCAGUGACGGUGCUCAGUAAAGGCCUAAUAAGCUGGA